Plasmodium adleri (nom. inval.) is the source of this 1467-nucleotide messenger RNA. Its product is annotated as DNA-3-methyladenine glycosylase, putative. Gene Ontology annotation, biological process: base-excision repair. Lineage: Eukaryota; Apicomplexa; Aconoidasida; Haemosporida; Plasmodiidae. Bases 1 to 1467 code for a protein of 488 amino acids. The transcript has a single exon. The record is from RefSeq and is a predicted model, not a curated record. Gene Ontology annotation, molecular function: alkylbase DNA N-glycosylase activity; DNA binding.
AUGAACGAAUUCUCAUAUAAUAAUAAUACAGAUUCACAUGAAUUAAAAGAGUUAUGUUAUCCUAUGAAAGGAAAGAAAAGAAAACAUGAUAGUAUAACAAAAGACAAUGAUAUAAUAAAUGAAUCCAAGGUUAUUAUCAAAAGAAAUGUUAUGACAACACAACUUUUUGAUGAUAUUAAUAAAUUGAGUUAUGUAUAUUUCUUAUUAAAAUAUUAUUUUGAUAAUAAUCCAAUGAAAAUAUUAAAUGAAAAUUUCUAUCUUAUAGAUGAUGUAUUAUAUAUUACAGAAAUAUUAAUAGGUCAUAUUUUAUGGGUUUUUGAUGAGAAGCAAAAUAAAUUAUAUGGUUCUAGGAUUAUCGAAUUAGAAUCAUAUAACGGUGUAAAUGAUAAAGCAUCACAUGCUUAUAAUAAUAAAAAAACAAAUAGGAAUAUGUCUAUGUUUGAAAAAGGUGGAAUCAGUUAUGUAUAUUUAUGUUAUGGUAUUCAUAAUUGUUUAAAUAUUGUUACAAAUGUUCAAAAUAUACCUGAUGCUAUUUUAGUUAGAUCAACUGAACCAGUGUAUAAUAUUGAAUAUUUUUUAUCAAAUAAAUUUGAAAAAAUAUCUCAAUAUUUUUUGUCAAAUUCUAUAUUAAUAAAUAAAAAUUGUAAGGAUCAACAAAAAAAUAAUUCAACACCAAAAAAUAAAAGGAAACAACAAGAACAUAUACCAAAUAAACAUGACAAUAUUAUUAAUGAAACAAACUACCUAAAAAAAAUUGAUGAAUUAAUUAACAUUUUUAAAAUGAUAAAGAAAAAGCAAUUGAUAAAAUUAUGUAGUGGUCCUGGGUGUGUAACAAAAAGUCAAGAUAUAACCAGGCAAGAUGAUAAACAAUAUUUUUAUGUGGGUACGAAUAUUGGGAAGGAAAACAAUAUAAAUACUAAGAAUAUUAAUAAUAAAAAAAAAAAAUGUUCUGAUGUUCAGAAGAAUUCUAAAUAUUUCAAUAAUAAUGAGUAUCCAAAAAACAAUAAUAAGAUAUGUAAUAAUAUUCAUAGCGAUAAUGAUUGUACUAUAGAUAUAAGUAGUUCCAAAAAUGAAAACAAAAAAAGAAAUCAUUGCAAGCACGAAUAUAUUCAAGAACAUAUAAAUCAAAAUGAACUUAUAGAUUGUUAUUAUUUUUUAGACAACAUUCAUGAAAUACAAAAAAGCAGAUUUUUUAUUACUCUUUGUCCAUCAAUAAGCGAUAUAAUGCUUUUUUUUGAAAAUAUAAAUAAUCCUAAACACGAAAACGAAUAUAGUUAUAUAUACAAUAUAUUUAAUGAACAUAAAAAUGAAUUAUUAGAAUAUUUUCAUUAUAUGAAAUGGGAUAAAGAUAAUUUCAUUGUUCAAAAAGAUAAAAGGAUAGGAAUAAGUUAUGCCCAAGAAGCGGCCUUAUAUGAUUAUCGGUUUUUAUUAAAGAAUCAUCCAUCUGUAUCUAUUCUUCCGAAAUAA